AUGUUAUUGCUGAGGGUGUUUUUGGAGUGGAGGAAGGGUUGGAAGGAGCAGACGGACUGGAAGGAGGAGGCAGAUCGCAACGGCCCCCCUCGCCGCGGCCCCCAUCUCCUGCCCGACUUGCCCACCAACAUCUCCGUGACGGCGGGACGGCUCGCCACACUGCCCUGCCGCGUGGCCAACCUCAAGGGGCGUGCGGUGUCGUGGAUUCGGCAUGAGGACCUGAAGGUGCUGGCGACGGACGGCAUCACCUUCACCUCCGACACCCGCCUGCAGGUGCGGGCGUGGCGGACGGGCGCGGUGUGGGCGUGGGACCUUGAGAUCCACGAGGCCACGCUGGGCGACGCGGGCGUGUACGAGUGCCAGGUGAACACCCGCCCAAAGAUCUCGCACCUGGUGACCCUCCACGUGCACAUGGGGGGCGCGGUGAUCCCUGGCCCCUCGGAGGUGUACGUGGAGACUGGCUCGCGUUUGCUUCUCACCUGCUGGGUCCAAGCGCCUCCCCGCCCCCCCGGCCCCAUCACCUGGCUGCACGACCAGGAGCCCAUCCACGCCAACGGAGGCAGGGGCGGAGUGAGUCUGCACGUGGCUCAGGAGGGCGCCAAGGCCAGCGCCCGGCUCUCCCUGACCAGCGUGACGGCCCAGGACGCGGGGAACUACACGUGUCAGCCGGAAAGCCUUGAGCCCGCCCAGGUGACCGUGUUUGUGCUGCAAGACGAGGAGCCACGAGCCAUGCACCACGACGCAGCGGUGAGGGGGGGCGGCGGGGAGGGGUGUGUGGCCCUCCCCUUGGCCCUGGCACUCAUCAGCCUGACCCUCAGAUGAUGGCCCUCCACCACGUCGAUGCCCCGCUAACAACAACACCAUCAUCAUCACCAUCACCACAACAACCACCACCACCGCCGACACUACCAGAGCUUCGCCUUCAGUUCCUCCGUCGUGUAUUCCAAAGCCUCGACUUCUAAUGUUUCUUGAUGUCUUUCAUUCUCGGCUCCUCUUUUCGUCUUCCGCCUCCUCUGACUUCGCCUCUUCUUUCGACUGAAUCAUAUGACUGGUUUUCUUCAUCUUUCCGGUUCUUCGUAUUCUCUUCCUCCUCAUCAUCAUCUUUCGUGUCCUUUUCUUUUUCAAUCAUUCAUAUUUUUUCUUCUCUUCCUUUAUUCUUAUUUCUCCUCCUCCUCCUCCUUACCUACAUCAGGAAGGAAAGAAACAAAAAGAAGAGCUGAUUUAAUACCUAUCUCAAGUAUACUCUCUCUCUCUCUCUCUCCAAACAGUUAUCUCCACAAACGAUUCCUCGCGCUUGAGCUCACCAUCACCAACACUCCUCUUUAUUCCUCCUCCUCCUCCUCCUCCUCCUCCUCUUCUUCUUCUUCCUUUGCUUCUUCCUCCUCCUCCUUAUUCCCUUUAUCCUCCUCCUCCAAUCUCCGCCACCAUUUCUGAUAUUCCUCCCAGCGUCACUCCAUCCUUCUUGAGGGUUAGGUGUUAAUUGGAGGAAAGGAGGGAGGGAAGGGAGGGAAUGAAGGAGGAGGCGAGGGGAGGAUGGGAGGAGGGGUAGAGAGGAGGAAUGGAGGAGGAGGGAGGGAAGAAAGGGAGGAGGAGAUAGAGAAGGCAGGUUUGGGAGCAAUACACUCUGGUCCAAAGGAAGCCUGCUAUUCUGUUGUUGGUCUCUCUCUCUCUCUCUCUCUCUCUCUCUCUCUCUCUCUCUCUCUCUCUCUCUCUCUCUCUCUCUCUGAUACAAAAUUACUGGUAAAAUAACCAAAAAAAAAAGCUGAAAUUUCACACACACACACACACACACACACACACACACACACACACACACACACACACACAUUCACCGAACAUAAAUUAGCACAGAUCGAAACAGGUGGACCAAAAUGAUAAUACGCAAAGCACAAAAAUAAAAACACAAACGAAACACGAAACGGAUGGGGAAUAAAAGAAGACACGAGAACCGAUAAAAACACAUUAAUGAAACACGGAGACGAGACUGGGGAAAAAGUACAAUAAAUAAAAGGAGUAAAUAAAGGUUAAUGAAGCACGGAAGAAUGAAGGAAAUCCCCGAAAAAAAGCGUUAAAACGACAAAAAAAGGUCAAUAAAGUGGAUUAAAAGCAAAAAAAAAAAAA
Eriocheir sinensis (Chinese mitten crab) is the source of this 2121-nucleotide messenger RNA. Its product is annotated as hemicentin-1-like. Gene Ontology annotation, biological process: synapse organization. Bases 1 to 822 code for a protein of 273 amino acids. The transcript has 7 exons. Lineage: Eukaryota; Metazoa; Arthropoda; Malacostraca; Decapoda; Varunidae. The record is from RefSeq and is a predicted model, not a curated record. Gene Ontology annotation, cellular component: neuron projection membrane.